AUGGGAACAGGAUUGCGACCACCGCCUUUCAAAGGCUCCCAGACGAGAUCCAAGCCGCUCUUCACGGACCUGGCCUAUCGAAGCCGCGACGACUUGGACCUCUACAACGACUUCUGCGAGGAGGUUCGGAGUUUGUUCGGAGUUCGACGCAGCAGGAGGGAGCUGGAGGGGAGCUGGAGGGCUGUCAGCGAUGCUGAGCGAGCAGGCACGCAAGAUCACCGAAAAGUGAGGUCUCAUCGCGAAGAUUCGUGGGAUGAUGCAGCCGCUCGAUCGCACUGUUUCACGGGCGCGCCAGAGCAUCCACGUAAGGCAGAAGCAUGUGGAACGGUCGGUCAGGUGGUAAGGAUGCAAAUGAACAUGGAGCGGGACGACCUGGCACGUCUGCUGGAGCCCUCGGAGGUGGAGAACAUCAAAAGGGCACAGAACCCGAUUGGCAUGGCCAUCAACCGGAUCCGCACCAUCGAGCGUGAGUCCGGACGGCCCAAGGAGAUGAAGCAGCGAAAAGGUCAAGGAAAAGGCUCCCGUCAGGAGGAGAAGAGUGCUGCCGAGGCGGUGAGAAGGAGCCGAAGCCGCAGUGCUCGGAGCAAGGCCUCUUGA
Molecule: messenger RNA, 597 nt
Organism: Durusdinium trenchii
Lineage: Eukaryota; Dinophyceae; Suessiales; Symbiodiniaceae
Source: the annotation of a GenBank genome assembly